Messenger RNA from Hyla sarda, 1429 nucleotides. RefSeq names its product zinc finger DHHC-type palmitoyltransferase 16 (gene ZDHHC16). Gene Ontology annotation, cellular component: Golgi apparatus. The coding region runs from base 170 to 1276 and encodes 368 amino acids. The record is from RefSeq and is a predicted model, not a curated record. The transcript has 11 exons. Gene Ontology annotation, biological process: protein palmitoylation. Lineage: Eukaryota; Metazoa; Chordata; Amphibia; Anura; Hylidae. Gene Ontology annotation, molecular function: palmitoyltransferase activity.
AGGCAUGGCUCCGGUGGCUGAUGUAGGCUGAAGUGUAGUGACAUCCGGUUAUUGCAGGUCACCGGGAUGAAGGAUGUGAGGUGGAAGGAGUUGUGCCCCCCUGAGUGAUACAGCUGGGCAGGUAAGCUGCGGAGACCACGUGGUGGGAUAUAGGUGAUGCACAGCGGGAAUGAGAAACGUCCGGCGCCUCUUCUUGAGGUGCCUUCGCCUGGGACACAGAAGGAAGUUCACGUAUCUGAACUCACUGACGGACUACCUGCGGUACGGCCGGCUCUGCCUUAAGUCUCUCACCUAUAACUCCUUCACCAACAGCGAUGUUGUCAUCGAGUCCAUGUUCGAGCCCAUUUAUUGGUUGGUGGAUCAUGUGACCAGAUGGUUUGGUGUAGUCUUUGUGGCUCUGGUGAUCUUGCUGACCAGCUCCAUUGUAUUGAUCGUGUACAUCUGCGUCCUCCCUCUCAUCCUGCAAACCUAUUCCACUGCCUGGAUCUGCUGGCACCUCGCCUAUGGCCACUGGAAUCUCAUCCUGAUCGUCUUUCACUAUUACAAAGCGAUCACCACCCCCCCUGGAUAUCCACCGCAGGUCCAGAAGAAUAUCCCAUCAGUAUCAGUAUGCAGAAAGUGCAUUGCACCAAAGCCUGCUCGGACACAUCACUGUAGCAUUUGCAAUAGAUGCAUUUUGAAAAUGGAUCACCAUUGCCCCUGGCUUAAUAACUGUGUGGGGCACUACAACCACCGCUACUUUUUCUCCUUCUGCCUCUUUAUGACCCUCGGUUGUAUCUACUGCAGCAUCAGCAGCCGCGUCAUGUUCCGGGAAGCCUAUUCAGCCAUAGAGAAGAUGAAGCAUCAUGAGGCGGAGAGGCUCCAGCUUGCAGGCAAUGAGACAUACAGCCUGUCUCCUCCUCCCACCUUCUCCUUCCGGGAGAGAGCGUUUCACAAGUGCAUCAUUUACCUCUGGGUUCUUUGCAGCUCGGUCGCGGUGGCCCUUGGGGCCCUCACGUUGUGGCACGCCAUGCUCAUCACCCGGGGAGAGACCAGUAUAGAGAGACACAUCAACAAGAAGGAGAGGAAGAGACUGCAGACUAAAGGGAAGAUAUUUCUCAAUCCUUACAGUUAUGGACGCUUCAGCAACUGGAGACUUUUCUUCGGGGUCGAAACACAAUGGCAAUGGAUCACUCGAGUUAUCUUGCCGUCUUCCCAUCCUGCGUACGGAGAUGGUCUGACAUGGAGCGCUCCACAUUGGAUCCCCAUAAAACAGACGUCUGUCCUCGCAAUAUAGGAAAGAGAACUUUUCCUCCAGGAGAUUGUACAUCGUGUCGCCGGGCGCUUGUUCGUGAUGUUCAAAAACUUGAAUUUGUGUUUGUGUAAAACCAGCAAGACAACAAAGUAUAAGAUUACACCAUACUGUGGACACCAGUGACCCCCCCCCCCC